AAACUGGGAACCCCUCAGUGCACCAUCAUUAGUUGAACGACACUGACCAGUGAAAAUGAGCGGAAGAGGCAAGGGAGGAAAAGGACUCGGUAAAGGAGGCGCCAAGCGUCACCGUAAAGUCCUCCGUGAUAACAUCCAGGGCAUCACCAAGCCCGCUAUCCGCCGUCUGGCUCGCCGCGGUGGAGUGAAGCGUAUCUCCGGUCUGAUCUACGAGGAGACCCGCGGUGUGUUGAAGGUCUUCCUGGAGAACGUGAUCCGUGAUGCCGUCACCUACACCGAGCACGCCAAGAGAAAGACCGUGACCGCCAUGGAUGUGGUGUAUGCUCUGAAGAGACAGGGACGCACUCUGUACGGCUUCGGGGGAUAAACACUGA
This is a messenger RNA of Anoplopoma fimbria (sablefish), 374 nucleotides long. RefSeq names its product histone H4. NCBI's taxonomy places the organism in Eukaryota, Metazoa, Chordata, Actinopteri, Perciformes, Anoplopomatidae. The record is from RefSeq and is a predicted model, not a curated record. The transcript has a single exon. The coding region runs from base 56 to 367 and encodes 103 amino acids. Gene Ontology annotation, biological process: nucleosome assembly. Gene Ontology annotation, molecular function: DNA binding; protein heterodimerization activity; structural constituent of chromatin. Gene Ontology annotation, cellular component: nucleosome.